Triticum dicoccoides is the source of this 1508-nucleotide messenger RNA. Its product is annotated as zinc finger A20 and AN1 domain-containing stress-associated protein 4. The record is from RefSeq and is a predicted model, not a curated record. The transcript has a single exon. Bases 585 to 1163 code for a protein of 192 amino acids. Gene Ontology annotation, molecular function: zinc ion binding; DNA binding. NCBI's taxonomy places the organism in Eukaryota, Viridiplantae, Streptophyta, Magnoliopsida, Poales, Poaceae.
CGGCGCUCGAUUCGGGCGUCCCGUUCGUCGAUCCGCGUGGGUUUUGUUCUCCAGGAGGGAGUUUGUGGGCGGCUGUGCGGGGAUCGACGGAAGGGGGCCGCGUUCUGUGAUGCUCGCGGCGCCGUUCGGUGGUUGGUCCGGUUCGGGUAGAAGUCUUUGCGUGUUGUUUUCCCCUUUCUGUUCCUUCUGUGCCGUGCGGAAAUGAUUAGAUUUACCUUUUUUUUUUCAAAUUAAAGCCGCCCGGAUUAGCUGAAUCAUGCGGCGUGGUUGGCGCACGUUGUGUUCGAUUUACCAUCUCUGGGGAGAAAUUUUCAGUUUUCGAGAUUUGAAUUCGGCGAAAUCCAAGUAAUAAGUGGCUCUGAUUGGUAGCGGUGGGUGGCUAGGGACAAGUCGCUUUUGACAUGUUGAUUUCCUGGAAAUCAGGAUCUUGUUUCCGAAAGCCGUGCCCUCCUCCCCGCAACGACGAUUGUUUGUGCCUGGACGUUACAAUUCGUAGUAUUAUACUACUACGUUUAGGAUUCUUGUUGCGUGGCUCGGUUUGGUAGCUUGCCCUUGGAAGAUUGCACUUGUUUCUUCCUCUUUCGAUGCUGAUGUUUACCGUUGUCUGUUCCGUGUGCAGCUUAGAGUUAUUCAAGAUGGAACACAAGGAGGCGGGUUGCCAGCAGCCGGAGGGCCCAAUCCUAUGCGUUAAUAACUGUGGCUUCUUUGGCAGCGCCGCGACCAUGAACAUGUGCUCCAAGUGCCACAAGGAGAUGGUCAUGAAGGAGGAGCAGGCCAAGCUGGCUGCCUCCUCCUUCGAUAGCAUCGUCAACGGUGGCGAUGGUGGGAAAGCACCUGUUGUUGCGGCUGUUGCUGCGAGCGCGGAGGUGGCGGUUGCUCAAGUUGACGUGAAGGCGCUCGUUGUGCAGCCUGCUGCUGAUGUUGCAGGCACCAGCGAAGCUGUUGCCGUGAGCCCCAAGAGGAAGGAGGGGCCCAAUCGGUGCUCAACUUGCAGGAAGAGGGUUGGGCUGACGGGAUUCAACUGCCGAUGUGGUAACAUGUACUGUUCACUGCAUCGCUAUUCCGACAAGCAUGACUGCCAGUUCGACUACCGGACUGCAGCUAGGGAUGCCAUCGCCAAGGCCAACCCGGUGGUGAAGGCAGAGAAGCUCGACAAGAUUUAGGUGUCUUACAGGGAAGAAAUGGUUGCAAUCUGUGAAGGUUCAUCAUCCGUCUUUGCUGUGCCAAUUGCCAUCCUUGCACCUCCCUUUCUUGUUGGCUGCCGCAUUUCCUAAAUUGUACGGCACCGUGAUGCACACUGCGUCGUGGCAGCUGCAAGAACUCAGUCCUCUCAGUCAUUCCGAAUGGUUUGCGUGUUGUGUAACUUUAUUCAUGGUGGUUUUUUCGGUCAGUAUUGUGGCUUCUCAUUUUAGCUAGCUCUGUUAUGUACUAUUGUCCCAUGUGUGUCAAAUUCUGAUCAGUAAUAGUAGCCAGCAAUGGUUCAUCAUAUUGCGUGUGAGUUCAUUUUA